AUGGUAAGAUAUAAAAUAAAAGAAUUUAAUUAUAUUUUAAAAAUAACUAACUUCGAAGGAUUUCGACAUAAUUAUUUACAUGAACAUAAGUUACCUACACUUAAUCAAUUUCGUAAUGAAGGUGUACAAGCAAAACAUGGCAUGCGACCUACAUUUCCUACAAUGACAUUUCCUAAUCAUAUUUCACUUGCUACAGGAAUGCAUCAAGAAGAACAUGGUAUUGUACAUAAUACAUUUUUUGAUCGAUUAUUAAAUAUAACUAUUGGAAUGAAUCAUCGUGAUAAUCGACAAUGGUCUGAUCCAAAAGUAGAACCCUUGUGGAUUACGGCAACUAAACAAAAUGUAAAAUGUGCUGUUCUGUUUUGGCCAGCAUGUCAUAAUGAAUUUUAUGGUAUACGUCCACUUAUCUAUAGUUGGUUAUACACUGAUGAUAUAUCUUUUCGUGAAAAAAUUGAUAAUGCUAUAAGUUAUUUUCGUGAGUUACCAAUUCAACUCGUUAUGUUAUAUCAUUUUGAGCCAGAUAAACAAGGACAUACAUAUGGUCCAGAUUCACUGAAAGUACGCAAUACAUUAAUUCGUCUUGAUGGUGAUAUUGGAUAUUUACUGGAUAAAGUAAAGCGUGAACUCAAUGAUAAUUUAAACAUUAUUAUACUUUCUGAUCAUGGUAUGACUAAAGUCAAAGGAGUCAUUCGACCAUUUGUCGACAAAUAUCUUAAUAAAAACUCAGUUGAAGCAUCUAUUCUUUCUGGUGCAUUAUUCAAUGUAAUGCCAAAAAGUGGACUAGAAGUAUACAAUAGUCUUAGAAAUAUUCCUAAUGUUACAGUAUAUAAACGUCAUGAAGUUCCUGGACGUUUUCAUUAUUCAAAACCAGAACAUCGACUUGGAAAAAUUACUGUAUUACCAAAUGUAGAAGGUCUAAUUCUAUCUCAAGCUACAAAAAAUACAUCUUAUGAAAAAAAAGGUAAUCAUGGAUGGGAUAACACAUUAGCAUCAAUGCAAGCUAUAUUUAUGGCUCGUGGUCCUUCUUUUAAUAUAAAUGUUUCAAUUCGUUCACUUCAUAGUGUUGAUAUUUAUCAUGUUGCAUGUCACAUUCUUAAACUUCAUCCAAAUCCUCAUGCUACUGCCGGUUCAAUUGUUCAUCUUAUUGAUAUUUUCCGCCCGACUGAAAAUGCAACGACACUAAGUACACUGACAUCCACUAGUGAGACAAUAGUAAGAUUAACAACAACGAUAAACAAUGGUUGUUACUUUUAUUCCAUACAAUUAUCUACUGUUCUAUUUGUUUUAGUAUUAUUUUCUUUCUCUUUUUAA
Messenger RNA from Rotaria sp. Silwood2, 1311 nucleotides. NCBI's taxonomy places the organism in Eukaryota, Metazoa, Rotifera, Eurotatoria, Philodinida, Philodinidae. The record is from the annotation of a GenBank genome assembly.